AUGAACCAGGUUGGAAUGGCCCAAGCCCAGGAAGAGCAACGAACUGAGGAGCGUCGACGGCAUUCGCAAGCCGCACUGAUGCAUGACCACCGCCAAAUAGACCAUCGAGCGCAGUACUGGAUCCCCGAUUACGAGGAGCAGAUUCCGUUGGCCGCGCUAUUUGCUGACGGCCAUGCUCAGUCUGGAGAUGCCAGUCUCAAUCUAGACACACCAAGUCUCCGACCCGAAAAUUGA
Molecule: messenger RNA, 234 nt
Organism: Penicillium manginii
Lineage: Eukaryota; Fungi; Ascomycota; Eurotiomycetes; Eurotiales; Aspergillaceae
Exons: 2
Coding region: 1-234 (77 amino acids)
Source: RefSeq, a predicted model, not a curated record